Molecule: messenger RNA, 1050 nt
Organism: Fonsecaea pedrosoi CBS 271.37
Lineage: Eukaryota; Fungi; Ascomycota; Eurotiomycetes; Chaetothyriales; Herpotrichiellaceae
Exons: 2
Coding region: 1-1050 (349 amino acids)
Biological process (GO): ubiquitin-dependent protein catabolic process; positive regulation of proteasomal ubiquitin-dependent protein catabolic process; protein polyubiquitination
Cellular component (GO): ubiquitin ligase complex; cytoplasm
Molecular function (GO): ubiquitin protein ligase activity; zinc ion binding; ubiquitin conjugating enzyme binding
Source: RefSeq, a predicted model, not a curated record
AUGCUGAUCCAUAAUAGCUCCUUGGCCGACGAGAUCUACGCCCUCAACGCCAUCUACGGUGAGGGUCAGUUUGUCGCAACCUAUUCCGAUGCGCACCACACGACCGUGUCAAUGCGACUUCCUGGGCUCAGCUAUUCAUUCCUGCUCCAUGUUCUGGACAACUAUCCUCAAUCGCCUCCGAAGGUACUCGGAGUCGACAACCUCGUGGAGAGCUUGAAGCAGGAAGUCCAACAAAAUGCCGUCUACUUGGGAGCGUGUGUCCAGGCCGUCCACUCGUGCGAAACUGUGUGUCUAUACGAUGCCAUCGAGGAGUUCCAGACUGUUUACACAGUCCUGCAAGCGCAUACUCGUCAAUCUCGAGACCCGAGAGAGGACGCGCAACUGAAUUCGGCUAAAAGAGCCAUCAUACUGAAAGAUUUGGCAGCCCGAGCCAGGGCGAAGGCGUCUGCAGGAGGCCACGAAAGCAUCACCACGGAUUCACGGUUCGAUGUAGUCGACUGUGUUGUUUGUAUGGACGCUUUCUUCAGAGUCGACGUCGUGAGCUUGGAGUGCCGUCAUUUAUUCUAUGGUGCCCGGAACAUGUUCAAGACGAGAAGCGAGAUCAAGUGCUGCGGGCAGAGUGUACCACUCAAAGUGAUUCGCGAGCAUGGCGGCCUCGACGCAGAGGCUGUUGACGUCCUCGCCCACUGGCUUGAGGAAGUCCACGCCCCGAACCCGGUAUAUUGCCCGUGGGAAGACUGCCUGGCGCACAUUCCGAGUUUUUGGGUCAAGGGAGACUACGUCAAAUGCCCUUUCUGUAAGAAGAGGAUGUGUAUGGGCUGCAGGGGAAAGGAACACAGCGGGUUAUGCAUGCGAGACAAGAAGCUAGAGAGGCUCAUCAAGAGACAGAAAUGGAAGUUCUGCCCCGACUGUGGGCAUCUCGUCGAAAGGAAGGAAGGAUGCAACCAUAUGACCUGCGUUUGCUCCUCCGAGUUCUGCUAUCGAUGCGGAAAGACUUGGGAGAGGAGCGGACCGACCUGCGACUGUGGGUUCUUUCGACCACUUGAUUGA